GCGAGGUACCAGAUUGUAUGUUGAGCGUCCGGAGCAGGUUCGCUUGACCGUGAGAAGGGAAAAUUCAUGAAAGUGGAUUAACCGGACUGAGAGGGAUGAGUGAAUUCCGAUUGCUAUCGUAACUUUAGGAUUCAUUUAUUGACUUUUAGUUGACGCUUUCGUGGUGAUUGUGGUUUAGUAUGUGACAAGGGGAAGCAGGGGCUUACAUCUACGGAAGGUAUUGUCUUGUAUACUUUUAGUCUAACAUAUUUACCUGCCUAAUAAUUCAUAAUACAACACAAAACCAGGUUGUUUCAGGAGCCAUAGGAUUCGAGUGGAUUAUUGCAAUAGGGUAUAAAAUGUUCUUUAUUUUUAAACUCAUUUUUAAUUUGACAAUGUUUGUAAAUUCGUUUGUAUUCUAUGUGCAUGCUGAAUAUGAUGUGCAUUCUAUUCUAGUUGGAUUAUUUUCUAACUUUCAUUAACUCAAACAACUGUGUAUUUAUUACAUUGGCAUAACUGUUGCAUUUGCGCUUUGGCUUCUGUCAGAUGCUUGUGUAAUGUUUCAGGAAUGUUUUAUUCAUUAUCUGUAUGUAUACAGAAUCUUCCAACGUUUCCUUAUUUGGUUCACGCAAUUAUUGCGUUUCUUUCGAGUAACAGCAUCACUUCCUGGUGCCAGGUAUGAGUCAUAGGAUAUUUCUGUAUAGACUUACUGUGAAACAUUGCUUUGUCUGUUAUCAAGCAAAUGCUUUUAGACCUACAAAAGUCACAACAGAAUGGAAUACAUUUAUAAUAAUUACAUAAUCUGCAUACAAAUAUGUUAAUGCUAUUUAAUUGAAGUGUCAAUAUCAACUCAAAUUACUGAAUGUCAAUUCUUGUUUACAUGAAGUCUUUUUGUCCAGUGAUUGGCAUCUGUUGGCCCCUCCAUACAGCAUAGACAAGAAUCCCUUCACUAAACCAGUUUCACAGAUACAGAUUGACACUUUCCAUAAGAGAUGAAAUGCGCCAUGAACAAACAAUAGAACUGAAUCUACCUAUAACAGUGAGGUCUCACCCUUAUCCUUUCCCUAUGUGUGAACAGGCAGUGCAGGUGGUAAUGGAGUCAUGGCAUCUCUUGCUAGGGAUGUAUUUUGUGUCUGAAUAACACUGAUGUAGAUGGAAGUAAGUGGAAAGCUGAAGAGUUGAAAAAAGGCAGGAGAGAGAGAGAGAGAGAGAGAGAGAGAGAAAGGAUGGAAGAGAAAUGUAGUGACUGAGGAGAGAAAAUAAAAGUGAAACAGCAUUUUGGUCAAAGCAACAAAAAGGUCUCGGGGCUUUCGGAAGGAAAGUGUGCAGCUGGAUUAUGAAGACAGUGAACUGUUCAGGAUACAAUGCUGCUGGUUUUUCCUGCCUGAAAAGAGGUGAAGAAGAAUAGACAAUUAUCCAUCACUAACGUAAGACACGAUAAAGGCAAAUGAGAGGGCAGAUAAAUGGUUCUAUAUGUAUGACAUGUUUGAUCUCAGGAGCACUCAAUUUAAUAUAUUUUGACCGUGCACUCUGUAGACUUCCAUUCCUCAGUCAAUUAGAUUGAUGGUGAGAUUGCUUUGUGCAGAGACUCCAUUGAGUAGGAAGAAAAGCCAUAAGGCAUUAGACUAGAACGUGGGAACAAAGGGGAGAAGAGUGAGAUAUUCUAACUUCUGUGAGGCAUUUUCCAUCUGCUCUGCUCAGGCAUUGUAACUUUUAUCCACUUAUCCACCCACACGCAGUGCUGCUCAACUCAACCCAGGCUCCCCUAAGUAGUGAUACAUUUCUGCAACCUUUUACCAGCUGGUAAGAUGACAGUAAGACUGACUUUGUUCUGUUUUUUGUGUUUUUUUUUUAAUCUAUUUUUUUCCCUCAUCUUAUUCCUACUGUAUCACUCCAUUCUAGUCCUCUAAUGCACCUCUUUCUGUUUCACACCCCCUUCAUCCUCCCUUCUUCCCCCUCUCCCUCCCCCGUGUACCGUUCCUCUCUUCACGCUGUCUGUCUGUGACCUCUCCAUCAUCCAUCCACCUUCUUCUCUUUUGUUCCAACCUCGUCCCCUGUAACUCCCGUAUCUUGCUGUGCAGACUCUCUACCAAUUGUGUGUGUGCCAUCUAUUGUAUGUCUGUGUCGGUGAGAAACCCGCCACAGCGGCGGCGCUCUCUAGGUCCCGUUUUGCCUAAACGCAUCUACAGAAACCUGUCGGUCAGGCUGAGGGGCGGAGAGUCCUCUUUUUCCGGAGAGACAAACAUGCCGAAACAUCCAUGCAAGGCCACUCACACAUAUAAGAACCUGUGGGAGGCAGUGGAGAAUGAGGACACCCUGGCGGUGCAGAGCCUGCUAUGCAGGGACAGAGUGUGUGGCAGAGGAGGAGGACAGGAUAAAGAGAAGAAAGAGAAGGACUGGGAAAGAGAGAGGGAGAAAGGUGUAAACAGAGUGAGUGAGCAGGGCCUGGUACCUCUGGACGUGGCUGCUCUAACCCAGAACUCCCCUCUGCUGCACGUGUUGACAAAGGCAGGAGCCAGACACAACCCCGUCUUGUGUCUUCCAGCGGAGUGGUUGUUCAAGCUGGAUGCCCUGGUGAUGUUGGCCGACAGGCAGGUGGAGGACAGGAGGGAGGAGCUACUGGGUGGAGCAGGGGCGGGGCCACAUGUGCAGGCCGACAUACAGAGGCAGCUCCACCUCUGGACUCUGCGGCAGCAGCUGUACUGCAGGAUGAGGGAGAGCUUCCACCACACAGACCUCCCUGGCCCACCCAGUAGCGUGUCACUGUUUGUGACCAGUGCCUCUUCCCUGUUUGUGUCCAUUCGAGAGCCAACCGGUAUCGCCACUGGAUUGAUCACCCGCUACAGAGUGGAAUGGAGCACCUUUGCGAACUUCAAGAGUAUACUUGGCUCAGCCCAGGUGAUCGACACUAAGACCCCCAUCCACAGCAUCACAGGACUCACGACAGGAAUGCACUACUUUGUGAGAGUGACCGCCUACAAUGUGAAGGGAUGGGGCCCGGCUCAGAGCUCCAGCCCAGUCAGUGCUGCCCCCUCCAGCUGGAGGGAGUGUAUGGGAGUGAAAACUCCAAGCAGGAACAAGGAGGCUCUAGCCAGGAGACUGUUGGAGCAGACCAGAGAGCCACACUACAAGGGAUACUGUAUAGAGAGCUCCAAGCCCCAGAGCCCCAGUAAGCGCCUGUCUAUGUCUCGCAGCCUGAAGCUGCUCUUCCAGUCUGCCACCAAGUUUGUCCGUCUCCUACAGAGGGGUGUAUACCUGGCAACUGUGUUCUACAGAAAGGAAAACAUCCUGGUCACAGCAGAUGACCAGCUCCCAUUGGUGGAGAUCAAGUGCUGCUCCACCUCCGUCUCUCAGGACUUCCUUUGGUUUGCCAAGUUGUCCUGUGCGUGGCAACAGGUGCCCUGGCUCCAGCAGGCCCUCUCCUCCGCUCUCUCCUCCUCUUCAUCACUACUUCAGAACAGGCACAAUAUCUUGCAGGCUGUAGCACAACUACAGUCCUCUCUGGGGACAGUAGACUUGGGGCAGGUGUACUAUGAGCCUCUGAAGGACAGGCAGGGUAACGUCCUGCUGGUGACAGUGAAGGAUUGUGCGGCCCACACAAAACCCCCGGACCUCCCUCUCCACUGGGUCCCCCUGGCCUGGCUGGAGAAGAACCGGAGCAGGACCCCUCUACUCCCAGAGCCUACUGCCAUGGACACCCUCACAGAGCAGCUCAAGGAGAAGCUGUCCUUCCACAGACGCAGUGUCCAGUGGGCCCAGCCGGGCCUGUACGUGGGCAUCUUGAAGCUGUGCAGCACAGUGGAGCAGAUCAGGGUUCUAGUGCCCCAGAGGCUGCCCAACCUGCUAUGCCACGCCAGAGUGCGCCACAACCCCCAUGUGUCCCGCGAUGAAUGGGCGUGGUUACAAAGCCACAACAUGUUAAUAGUCAAUGAGGACCCAGAGGACGUGGGUGAGACCUCGAUGGACAGCUCUGGGCUGGGGGACUUUGUGAGGUCACUCAGGGCCGCUGUCACUCUCCUGUUGACAAAGCUCAACAUCCCCCUCUACAGGGCGUAUCAGUACGGUGUGUACACUCGGGAGCUGCUGCAGUUUGGGGAUAAGAUGUCCAUGCUGCUCCUGCUGCCCCCCAGUGAAGACUUCAGUUCUAGCUACUGGCCCCUAGUGGGCACCAAGGAGCCAGGCCUCACAAUGCCACUGCAGAUCUUUGAGCUGGUGCACUUCUGGACGUACGAGCAAGACUUCCUGUCUCAGUACUGUCAGGUCUGGGUUCGGUUGGAGCUGGACGCUCAUCUGUCCCAGCAGGCUUUGCGAGAAGCUUUGGACACGAAGGAGGUGCAGGAGGCCAGAGACCGCCUUGGUCACAUCACUCAGCUCUCACAGAGUCUUGAGGUGGUGUGGCGUGAGGCCCGGUGGAUCAUGGAUGUCCUGCAGUGUGUCCGCUCUAAACAGUGGGUGGGGGCGGUGCCUCUGGGCCUGGUCAUGGGAGGAGACCCACCUGCCUGCCCAGACGAUGAGGAGGAUGACAGGCCUACCACCAGAGUCUGGCCCCAGCGCAUACUCCCUCAAAAGAAAAUAUCAGAGAGCAUUACCUGCACUGUUACAGACGUUGGUGUCAGCAGUGGGAUCUCUGAGCCAAUAUGUAUCCCGGGGGUCCAUGAAAAGGCUGUGAGUUUAAUUGAGGGGGCUAGCAAAGGGGGGUACCCCGUGGACCUCAGUGCCCAACAGCCUGUUGUGGCGUUCAACAGCCUGGACCAGUUAGGAGUUGGGUUUGACAGUGUGGCCCAAUCAGAAGUGGUAUAUCAUAACAUUAUGGCCCAAUCAGAGGUGGCAGAUCAUGACAUUGUGAACCUGCCAGCUGCCUACAGUGGAGAACUGGAGUAUCCGCACAGUUUUGUCAGUGAUGUGAUCCUGCCUCUACCAGAGCUGGACAUCAUCUUCCCCACACUGAGUCUGAUAGAUGAAGAGAGGGAGGAGGACCCUGUACCUGGGAGGAUGGAUAUGCUUGACAGUUUAAGUGUUGGAGUCAGUGAAAGCGAGGCUUUCUUUGGACUAAACUCUGACUUGAUGAGUGGACCUAAGGGUUGCUCUCUCUCUGAUGUGCAUCAUGAUACGAACUCACUGACAGCAGGCCUUAGUUUAGGAGACAGAACCUGUGCAGAUACACUGUUCUCAGGUCAUUUAGACGGGCUGGCCACAUCUGCCCCUCUUCCCAUUGUGAGGACCACACCUGCCCAGAGCUGGGAUUUACCUACAGAGGACACUAUGAUACAUGCUGGCAACAGGGGGGGCAGCAUGCCAGCCAGGAGCCAGGUUGAGUGGGUGAACUCCUCUAACCAGGCAUCCUGAUGUAUCCAGAUAUUAUUAGAACUGAACGUUACACCGAAAUACAUUGCACUUACUCAUCGUGCCUCUCGAAGAAUUUGACAACCAAUUCUCAACUAAUUCUUAAUAUCCUUUCAGUGCCUUUAAGCGAGUUUGGCAAACGGUGGGAUAUUCAUGGUUGUUUUCUCAUCACAUUAUCUGACUCUCUGUAGUUGUUCCAGUGGUGAUAUAAAAGGCCUGUCUCCAAGAGACCUGCUAGACAUGUUCAGUGCUUCUGUAUGCGAGAUGUCUCCCUGUUGCAAGUUGUAUUAAACUGAAUUGAUUUAUGAUUGUCUAUAUCCACAACUGCUAUUCUCUUUUGUUCAAUGUAAAAUAGUCUUUACCGUAUUGUGCUCUAUUAAUCCAUUGCACUUUUGUCCUUAUAACACACAACUAGCUAGUAGCAACGAACAUUGUUGGAAGGAUUGGACCAAGGUGCAGCGUGGAAGGCGUUCAUCAUGUUUAUUAAUGUGAACCAGCAACAAAACAAUAAAGAGUAACAAAACGAAUGUGCAGCUUUGGACUGCAAAAAGGCUACAUUAAAAAAACAAGAUCCCAAACACAACAGGUGGAAAAAAGGCUGCCUAAAUAUGAUCCCCCAAUCAGAGACAACGAUAGACAGCUGCCUCUGAUUGGGAACCAUACUAGGCCAACCUAGAAAUGAAAAACUAGAUUGACCACCCAAGUCACACCCUGACCUAACCAAAUAGAGAAAGUAAAGGAUCUCUACGGUCAGGGCGUAACACUAGUCUAUAGUAAAAUCAGUUGAAUGGUUUAUAUUUAUGAAAUGACCAAAUAAAAUAUUUUCAGCUGUA
This is a messenger RNA of Oncorhynchus masou masou (cherry salmon), 6155 nucleotides long. Its product is annotated as ankyrin repeat and fibronectin type-III domain-containing protein 1-like. Gene Ontology annotation, biological process: establishment of mitotic spindle orientation; regulation of establishment of bipolar cell polarity. Gene Ontology annotation, cellular component: spindle. The transcript is spliced from 17 exons. Bases 2095 to 5325 code for a protein of 1076 amino acids. Lineage: Eukaryota; Metazoa; Chordata; Actinopteri; Salmoniformes; Salmonidae. Gene Ontology annotation, molecular function: protein binding. The record is from RefSeq and is a predicted model, not a curated record.